Molecule: messenger RNA, 2862 nt
Organism: Cuscuta europaea
Lineage: Eukaryota; Viridiplantae; Streptophyta; Magnoliopsida; Solanales; Convolvulaceae
Source: the annotation of a GenBank genome assembly
CUUACGCACCUUCUUAUCCCUUCCCCACACAUCCCCUUCUUCCCCUGCACACAACAACAACCAAACCUAGAAGCUCAAUCAUAGUCAUCGUCGUCGCCGAUGCGAAGUCCGCCGCCGGAGAUCUUCUUCCCUUAUUCUUCUCUUGUUCUCUCUUCCCCUAUUAUAUUUUGUUGCAGAUGCUCUACUUCUUCUUUGAUUGGUAAAAAAAUGCCAACGUCAGCUCUGAAAAUGCCAUCAAAAUGUCAUUCUUAUUCUACAAAAAAAUUGUAUUUUUCUUUCAAAAUGCCAUUAAGACGACAUUCUCGAAUCAUUUUGGCAUUCGCGCUGGCAACGACUAGAUCUACAACGACAGAGGCCAUAUUUGCAGUUGCAGUUGCCGGAUUAGCUGUGACGGUGGCCGGAUCUGCAAAGACAGCGGUUGGCGGCCGGCGGCGGUCUGGGGUUUGUCGUCAGUUGUGCCAAGUUUCAGGGGCUUAUCUGUCCAACUAUAAAUAAUAACUCCCAUUUGAGGAAAUUUUAAACUUACUCCUAGUUUAGCUAUUAAAGAUGAUUUACUCUGCAUUUGGUGUAGCUAAUACGGAUUACGGAUCCAAGUCAUCCAAUCACCGAUCCAAAUUACAUACACAAGUUGACAUUUGACAAACGACCGGCCUCCCCAUCUCAGGCCUCCUCCUCCAUCACCACCGCCACGCUUUACUGUAAGAGCUUAUCUCCAUCGACUAUUAUCUCAGCCCGCCCUCCGCGCCUGUAUAACCAUCGGUUCAAGCUCGAAGUUACUGGAAGUAAAAGAACAUUGAAAUUGGAACAGUAGGACAGAAACACUAUGGAAAGUCUGACCAAUGAAAAUGCUGAAAAAACUUCUCAAGAAAAUCGGGUUACUUCCACCUAUGAAGUUGCUAUGGAAAAACUUUCAUCUCUCAUUACCCAGAAAAAGCGGGAUGGUACAUCACCAAUCAGUGACCUUGAGAAACGGGACAGGAUGUUGAAGUAUAUUGAGAUUUUGGGCUUGGAAAAGCACAUAGGUGAUCUUAAAAUUAUACAUGUUGCUGGAACCAAAGGAAAGGGUUCGACUUGUGCAUUCUGUGAUGCAAUUUUGCGGGAGUGUGGCUUCAGAACCGGUCUUUUUACUUCUCCUCACUUAAUUGAUGUGAGAGAGCGAUUUCGUCUUGAUGGGCUGGACAUAUCAGAGGAAAAGUUUCUGCAGUAUUUUUGGGAGUGUUGGAACCAACUGAAAGAUAACAUUAUGGAAGGCUUACCUAUGCCCCUUCUAUUCCAGUUCUUUACUCUAUUGGCUUUCAAAAUUUUUGCAUCAGAGAAGGUUGAUGUUGCUAUCAUUGAAGUUGGAAUUGGAGGAACCUUUGACUCAACAAAUGUGAUAAAAAACCCUGUUGUUUGUGGCAUUACUUCUCUGGGAAUGGAUCAUUUGGAAAUAUUGGGACAUACUCUAGGCAUGAUUGCUUCUCAGAAAGCAGGCAUUCUCAAGCCUCAAGUUCCUGCUUUCACAGUACCUCAACCUCAGGAAGCAAUGGAAGUUCUUUAUGACAGAGCAAAUAAAUUGAUGGUUCCACUGAAAGUAGUCGCUCCGCUUGACCGUAAGAAGAUGUUAAAAGAUGGAAAGCUGAGCUUGUCAGGUGAUCACCAGUUCACAAAUGCUGCCCUCGCCAUAUCAAUUUGUAAAAGCUGGUUAAAAACUACCAGAUUGUGGCAGCCUAAAAAUGCUGACUGGGAAGAGACUUUGCCCGACGCUUUUGUCACUGGCCUUUCAAGAGCACAUCUUUCAGGUAGAGCUCAGAUUGUUCAUGAUGACUCUAUAAUAAGUACAUCUGGAAUAAAUGAAAGUUACCUUGGAGGUUUAAUAUUCUACUUGGAUGGAGCUCACAGUCCUGAGAGUAUGGAAGCCUGUGCCAGAUGGUUUUCUACUGCUGUGUUAGAAAAUAAAAACUUAUCCCUUUCAUCUUCCUGCUUUAAAAAUCAAACUCCAAAAAGAGUUGGGGUUGAUGGUUGCAUUCCACCUGGUGACAGUCAAGAAUCCUUCAAAACAUCAAAGAUUCUUCUGUUUAAUUGUAUGGAUGUACGAGAUCCACAAAUUCUUCUUUCACGAUUGGUCAAUACAUGUGCUUCAUCAGGGACUCACUUUUCAAAAGCUAUUUUCGUACCAAGUAUGUCCGCAUAUGACAAGGUUACUUCUGGGACCUCUAGUAUUCCGUCAAACCUUCCUCAAAAAGAUCUGUCAUGGCAAUUCAAUCUUCAAAGAGUAUGGGGAAGUAUUCAUUGUGAAAAAGAUGUUCAUGUUCUUGACCAUAACCCGCAUAUGGCUACCUCUGGAAAUGUGCCACUGUGCAAAUUUCUUUUUGAGGAUGCUUCCUCUUGCAGUGAAGGAGAUGGAAAUGGUAUUGGUAGUAGUGCUGUAUUUCCUUCACUACCAUCUGCAAUACAUUGGUUGAGGAAUUGUGUCAAGGAAAACCCUUCUUCUAGGACUCAGGUUCUUGUCACAGGUUCGUUACAUCUGGUUGGAGAUGUAUUGAGGCUAUUAAGGAAGUGAAGUAAAAGUAACAAGAAUUCUUUACACAAUGGGGAAGUAAAUAAUUGUUGCAAAACGUAUACGUACAUGAUGUGCAGCUCAUACUACAGCAUGUAUUUUGCUGUUAAGUUAAAGCAUCUUGGCCAUUUUAUAGAUUAAAUAAAUGAAUUGCAAAUUUAAUGAUAGACAUUCCUAUGUGGUAUGCAGUCUUGGUAUAGGGCUGCUGCCAUGUCUCUAUUUACAUGUACCAAAAAGUGUCCUUAAUUACUCGAGUUUGGGUUAUACAAAAGUUCUUCCAAUUUUGGUUAGAUAAAUUAUACUUCGGUACUUAAUGUUUGGAC